Messenger RNA from Pleurotus ostreatus (oyster mushroom), 1158 nucleotides. RefSeq lists its product as uncharacterized. The coding region runs from base 1 to 1158 and encodes 385 amino acids. Gene Ontology annotation, molecular function: protein kinase binding; cyclin-dependent protein serine/threonine kinase regulator activity. Lineage: Eukaryota; Fungi; Basidiomycota; Agaricomycetes; Agaricales; Pleurotaceae. Gene Ontology annotation, biological process: regulation of cyclin-dependent protein serine/threonine kinase activity. Gene Ontology annotation, cellular component: nucleus; cyclin-dependent protein kinase holoenzyme complex. The transcript has 3 exons. The record is from RefSeq and is a predicted model, not a curated record.
AUGGAUUUCUCUCCCUGCUCGUCCACCAGCUCUUUCUCAUCCACCACCUCCUCCACCCUCUCCUCCUCCUCCUCAAACCAUGCAGCCUCCCUAGUACACCCCUCCCUCCACUCCCCGGCUAUCAUGGAUCUCAUCGAUGUUAAAAUCUCUCGCUCACUAAUAGAUUACAUGGUUGACUGCGUGGCAGAGACCGUCGACUACGCAAUGGGAAGACCCUCCCCGUCUUCGUCUCACCGCGGUCGCAAGUCUCGUCGCUCAGAGUACACAAAGUUCACCACUUUCGUAACAAAUGUAAUCACUCGGGCAGAGGUCGCAACUCCCGUAUACCUCGCAGCUCUCGUCUACAUCGACAGAGCUAGACCGCAUCUUCACAUCGCCCUGGAGGAAUGGGCUUUAGAACGAGUAUUUCUAGGGUCUUUGAUCGUAGCAUCAAAGUACCUCAAUGAUUCCACGCUCAAGAAUGUUCACUGGGCUCUGUGCACCGGUGUGUUCGGAAAGCGUGACGUCGGCCGUAUCGAGCGGGAAUUCCUCGACGUCCUAGACUUCGAGCUUGCUAUCACCGAGGAUGACAUCCUCGCACACUAUGAUGAUAUUGCAGCUAUCGCUAUUACCCCAUAUUCAAUUCGCUCCAUGCAAGUGGACUACUACACCUACCAGGAACCCACCCAAGUCGCGGUCGAGCCGACCAAGCCAGUCGCUACAGAAUACAUCGUACAGCCCACCAAGCGCCAUACUCGCAACAACCUGUCCGUGCACAUUCCCUUGCCAGGAGCCGUGCCAGAACUCUCUUACUCUUCCCCGGAAUCAGCCUCUUCAGACGAUUCUUCCUUCUCAUCGUCACCUGCCACACCUUCCACCCUCAACUCCGAUUCCGACGCUUCACCUGCCACUAGCCCCGAGCGUGAGACCUGCUCCAAGGAUGAUUCGUUCGCUAUCCCUGUUGACGAGAUUCAUCCUCACGCCGAGUACAUCGAGCUCUCUAGCCGGUCGGCUACCAUUCCCGUGCGUCCCCCCACGGCGGCUAAGAAAUCGGGCUUGGGCUUCACAAGCACUACGAUGGAGUUGUUGAGGGCAUUCCCUAUUCCGCUUCCACCCGUCGCCCAUCAUCAGCGGGAUAAGGGCAUUCACUCAAGGUUCCCAAUUCGCCUAACACACUAA